UCCUGUUUGAUUUAGUGAAUUAAGCAUUAAUUGAUUCAUUGUGUUUCUAAUUAUCAAAAUGCGUGUUUUCGUUGUUUUAGCUAUUAUUGUGCCUUUGGCAGUUCAAGCAACAAAAGUUGCAAAAUGUGAUCGGAAUACGCCGCUCCCGGACAGCGUGGAAGUUGCCGGUUGCGACAGAUUGCCUUGCUCUCUGAAACGCGGUACGGAAUCCUUGACCGAAGUUAAAUUGACUCUUCCGAGCGAUACUGCUACUCUUGCACCAUAUGUAAAAGCCAAAGUCGGCGGUUUGACGGUUCCAUAUCCCCUACCUCCUCAUCUAAACAAUGCUUGCGAUCAUUUGAACGAUGGUGCCAAAUGCCCUUUGAAGAAAGGUGACCAAGUUACAUACAAUCUUAAAGUUCCAGUACUACAAUCUUACCCUUCG
This is a messenger RNA of Ctenocephalides felis (cat flea), 424 nucleotides long. RefSeq names its product NPC intracellular cholesterol transporter 2 homolog a-like. The transcript has 3 exons. Lineage: Eukaryota; Metazoa; Arthropoda; Insecta; Siphonaptera; Pulicidae. The record is from RefSeq and is a predicted model, not a curated record. The annotation marks the transcript as partial.